This is a messenger RNA of Adelges cooleyi (spruce gall adelgid), 1823 nucleotides long. RefSeq names its product alpha-L-fucosidase (gene Fuca). The record is from RefSeq and is a predicted model, not a curated record. The transcript has 9 exons. The coding region runs from base 121 to 1569 and encodes 482 amino acids. Gene Ontology annotation, molecular function: alpha-L-fucosidase activity. Gene Ontology annotation, biological process: glycoside catabolic process; fucose metabolic process. Gene Ontology annotation, cellular component: lysosome. Lineage: Eukaryota; Metazoa; Arthropoda; Insecta; Hemiptera; Adelgidae.
UGGUGUAGGAAACGAUGUGCCGGCCGUCUCCAGUGUCGUUUACCGGUCGCGGAGAGUUCACGUGUGUCGCCACACAUUUUUCUCCCGGUCGGGCAGGUUUCUAAAAUUUAAAAAACUAAAAUGAUAAUGUCUAAGUAUCCAUUUUUUGUAUGCUAUUUGAUCGCGGCUUGCGUUUUGCUACCCAACACUCACGUUAUAGCUAUUGCAGCCGACGAGCACGAUGUACAGACAAAUGACGAUCCAGAACAAAAACCGGCCGUUGCCAAUAACAGGUACGAACCAACCUGGGAUAGCCUGGACGCGAGACCCUUGCCCACGUGGUACGACAAGGCUAAGUUCGGAGUGUUCAUCCAUUGGGGUGUGUACUCGGUGCCAGGAUUCGGUAGUGAGUGGUUUUGGAUGAAUUGGAGAGGCAGAAAAGGUCACUCGUACGUAAACUUCAUGACAAAAAAUUUCAAGCCCGGAUUUUCCUACCAAGAUUUUGGUCCGAAGUUUACCACCGAAUUUUUUGACCCCAUGCAUUGGGCUGACCUAAUCAGACUCUCCGGAGCAAAAUAUGUCGUGCUGACAUCUAAACAUCACGAGGGUUACACAAUGUGGCCUUCGAAGAGAUCAUUUGGAUGGAAUUCAAUGGAUGUCGGACCCCAUCGUGAUAUAGUUGGCGAACUCAGCAGGGCCAUAAGAAGUUUAAACACUACACGAUUCGGGCUGUACCAUUCUUUGUACGAAUGGUUUAACCCGCUGUGGAUUGAAGACAAAUUUAAAAACCUAACGACCCGGAACUUUGUCACAGAUAAAGUGCUCCCAGAACUACACGAACUGGUUCACGAAUACAAACCGGAAAUCAUCUGGUCGGACGGCGAAUGGGAAGCACCUGACACGUACUGGGAUUCGUUAAACUUCCUUGCUUGGCUGUACAACGACAGUCCCGUAAAGGAUACCGUUGUAGUUAACGACCGAUGGGGAGGGGCUACCCUGUGCAAACACGGAGGGUUUUUGACGUGCGCCGACAGGUAUCAACCAGGUAAACUCGUGAGCCGAAAAUGGGAGAACGCUAUGACGGUCGACAAGUUCUCGUGGGGCUACAGGAGAAACGCCCGUUCUCGUGAAAUAUUCAGUACCCAGGAAUUAAUUAACCAGCUUGUGGAAACCGUCAGCUUUGGAGGUAAUUUGUUGUUGAAUGUCGGUCCGACCAGUGACGGGAUGAUUCCACCGAUAUUCGAAGAACGUUUACUACAAAUUGGCCAAUGGCUGUCAAUAAACGGAGCAUCUAUAUUCGACACUACGCCUUGGCCGAAAUGCCAAAACGACACGGUCGACAGUAACUUAUGGUACACCCAAGGCAAUAGCACCACUAUUUAUUCAAUAAUCACCGAAUGGCCUGAAAACGGUUUGCUAAACUCUGGAUGUCUCGACAAACUCGACAUUACAUCUAUAACUAUGUUGGAAACGCGAAAUCACUUAAAAUGGAGUCCUAGGGCAGAAAAUGGCAUAGUCAUCAAGUUGGACGACAGAUCGAAAGUAAAAAAUCAUUAUGCUUGGGUUUUACAGGUUGUUCUACGGCAUUAGGUAAAAGGUUUCCGAGAACUGAAUCCUUUCAUUUGUACUAGUAAUAUUUCAUAAGAAACUAUAGUUCCAAAAACCUGAAAAAAAUUCAAUGUCAAACUACUAAAAAUUAUUAUAAAUGCUUAAGUUUAAGUGAAUUUUUCAUGUUAUGAAUUUUGUAUGUUUUUGCAUUGUACUGAAUUAUGUCAAUUUAAAUUAAAAUACACUCACUGUAAGUAAGAAUUUUCUCGACAUUAAAAACAUGUGACUUCCUGUUA